Molecule: messenger RNA, 2202 nt
Organism: Penicillium longicatenatum
Lineage: Eukaryota; Fungi; Ascomycota; Eurotiomycetes; Eurotiales; Aspergillaceae
Exons: 2
Coding region: 1-2202 (733 amino acids)
Molecular function (GO): lipid binding
Source: RefSeq, a predicted model, not a curated record
AUGCCGAACGAGACGGAGCCCCUUCUCCCUCGCUAUGAGGACGACACUGCCCGUCAGCGUCAACUCCACCAGAAGCUGCAUUCCUAUCAGAUGUUCCGCGCCUUGUCCGAGGGGUACAUGCCAUCCACGGAACAGGCAAUCGCCAAUCUACGCACCUUGCUCGCCUCAGACGUACUGAACCUUCGGAAUCAGGAGAUCGGCAGCCACGGUCGCCAGCUGGUACGCGAUGUGCGCUUGUUGACUGAGGCCUGCAUUGAGUUCCUGCGCACCAAAAAUAGCCAGGAUCAACUGCAGGACUUUCUCUGGCACCUGUCCCGAUCUCGGGUGGCCCUCGAUAGCUCCCGGGUCUCCAACACCGCGGCCCACGUGAAAGCGCGCGCUGACACUAAAGCAGCGUACGAUAGCUUCCGCACCAUUGGAAGCUUGCUUCUGACCAACGCGGACUUCCGACUCUUUAUCGAUGACGUCGCCACCGUAGGUCGCCAGAUCUUUGCUGACACUGCGUCCUCUCUCUCCGAGGCCUCGAAACAGGUCGCUGAGCAGAUCCAACCCUCCGAGGAAGAAGAGCAAGCAUUAGCUGGUCCCGGUGCUGAUGAGGAGCACCGCAUCUCGCGAGAGGAAGUACAGGAAGAACUGGUUGAGACGGUCAAAGUAGCUGGCAAGGGUGUCGCGCAAACUGGCGAGGCGGCCGUGCAUAGCGCCCGUGAGCACCUUGCAGGCCAAGAGAAAGAGACUUUGUUGCAUCGGAUUAAACAAGUCGUCCUGAAUCUCCGCGAGCGAACUGACUAUUCGGAUUCUGUCUCCACCAUCACCCAGUUGGUACAGCGCUACGCCGUUCUCUACGCUAAUGCCGCUGAAGACACUGCCUCGGCUGCACAUGAAGAUGUUGAACUCAAUUCCGACCUGAAACAGGCGGUGGAUCAAUUUUGGGGGUUGCUGCGAUCGUUCGGUCAAGCAAAGGAGUGGGAUCGCCUCCAGCAAAAGUUCCACGAUGUCCUACGUCACGCGAAUAAGGAUCCCGAAUUUGAACGACUGAUGGGAGAAGUAGGCAGCUCGCUGAAGGACAUGCUAACCGACCCGGAGUUUUUCGAUUCAGCCCCACAAAAGCUGGAAGAGCUGCAGCAACAGUCGGAGAAGGUCGGGUCGGAGACUCGUCUUCGUCACGACGUGGAUGGCUUCCUCCUACAGGCUAAACGGACGUUGCGCACUGUCCCUGAUGACCCGGCUGUUUACAAGCUGGUCAAUGCGAUUAAGAAGAUCUAUGGCGAUGCGGGGGAUGCGUACAACAGCAAAAAAGCUCACUUCCCUGCGGAAUUGGCAAAUGUCGCCUUCCCCGUCAUCCUACGGAUGAUCCAGUACGUGCCAAUUCCUCGCCUGGAGGUUUCUGCUCCUGAGAUGGACCUGUUGUUGGAAAAUCUCGUUCUGGAGCCCGGUCACACGGUCAACUACUCGUCAUUCCUGCCCUACCGCAUGCAUCUGCUCACACAAAAUGAGAUUGAAAUUGUCAAAAAGCAUUCGAAGCGAACAGACACAGCCAUCAAGACCAUGUUCCGUGUGUCCCUCAACGGUUUGAAUAUCAGUGCUCAGGAGUUUGGCUACUGGUUUAGGACUCAUCACCUCUUCUUCCGCUUGAGAGACGAAGGAGUUGCUAGCUUCUAUCUUGACCGUCGUGGCAUCGACAUUUCUCUGGACAUUGAGAUUGGCCGUGACCGACUAGAACACAUCUUUACUCUCCGUGGAGUCCGCGUACGUAUUCACAAACUAGACUACAAGGUACAGAAGAGCAAAUGGAAGUUCUUGCUGUGGUUGACGAAGCCCUUCCUCAAGCACCUUGUGCGUCGUGUCCUUGAAAGAAAGAUUGCGGAAGAAAUCGUGAAUGCCGCUUCUACUUUGAACCGAGAGCUGGUCUUCGCUCGAGAGCGUUUGCGUGCCACCCGCAUCGCCAACCCUCAAGACCUGGCCACCUUUGUGCGUGCCGUGCUAGCACGACUGGUACCUGCCAAUGAUGAUGUUGAGACUCGUGUUGGCUUGGAACCUCCAGACAGCGGUGUGUUCAAGGGAGUCUACGCUCCAGGCAGUAUUGUUAAGACGUGGCAUGAAGAGGCUACCCGUGCCCAGGAAGCAAUUGAGGAUGGUGACGAGACCCAUGGAUUGGGCCGCACGUGGCGGAAUGAGAUCUUUGAUGUGGCUGGACAUCACUGA